This is a messenger RNA of Pseudocercospora fijiensis CIRAD86, 1242 nucleotides long. RefSeq lists its product as uncharacterized. Bases 1 to 1242 code for a protein of 413 amino acids. The transcript has a single exon. Gene Ontology annotation, biological process: actin filament organization; endocytosis; endosomal transport. The record is from RefSeq and is a predicted model, not a curated record. Gene Ontology annotation, molecular function: calcium ion binding; protein binding. Lineage: Eukaryota; Fungi; Ascomycota; Dothideomycetes; Mycosphaerellales; Mycosphaerellaceae. Gene Ontology annotation, cellular component: plasma membrane; cytoplasm.
AUGUCCUCCGCCAAACGCAUCGAACAAUGGGAAAUCGACCGGUACUGGGAGAUCUUCGCCUCCCUCUCGAACAACUCUACCCACCUCGAUGGCUCGCAAGCCGCCUCAGUGCUAAAAAACUCCCAACUGCGCGACGACCAACUCGAAAGAAUCUGGGACCUGGCCGACGUCGACGGCGACGGCCGCCUCGACUUCGAAGAAUUCUGCGUCGCGAUGCGUCUAAUCUACGACCUCAUGAACCGCGAAUACCUCGACGUGCCCAAAACGCUCCCGGACUGGCUCGUCCCCGAAUCCAAAGCCCAUCUCGUACAAGCAACACGCGCAGUCGCAGGCGGAGGAGAAAGAUGGGAACGACCGGACUACGACGAAGAUGAAGGGCAAGAAGGUCUGAAGGAUGGUUUCGAUUGGUACAUGUCCCCCUCGGAUAGAAAAAAAUUCGAAGACAUCUACACCUCAUCCCGCGAUUCUCGCUCCGGCCUUAUAAGAUUCUCCGACUUAUCCGACCUCUACGAAAGCCUCGACGUACCCGACACCGACGUGCGCUCCGCCUGGAAUCUCGUCAACCCAAAAAGCGAAGAAGGGAUAAACAAAGACGCCUGUCUCGCCUUCCUCCACAUUCUAAACAACCGACACGAAGGAUAUCGCAUCCCGAGAUCCGUGCCGCCGAGUUUGAGGGCGACGUUUGAGCAAGGGAAGAUAGAAUUUAAUCUUGACAGGGUGUCGCAACGACAGGCGGCGGCGGAGCGGUGGGGGACGAAUUCUCGAGGGGAUGAGAAUACGGUGACGGGGAAGAAGGCCAAGUUUGGGGAUACGUAUCUUUCGAGAUUGGGGGUUGGUGGGGAGAGGAAGGUGAAGGGGACGGAUUUUAGUGCGACGCCUAGGGAUGGGGAGUGGGAGGAGGUGAGGUUGAAGAAGCAGUUGAAGGAUUUGGAGGAGAAGAUAGGGAGGGUGGAGGAGCAGGCGAAGAGGAGACGGGAGAGGGGUGGGAGGCGGGAGGAUAGUAAGCCGGCGCUUGUGAAGAGGGAAUUGGAGAUGUUGUUGGAUUAUAAGAGGAGGGAAUUGAGGGAUUUGGAGAAUGGGGAGGGGAAGGCGAAGACGGGGCAGAGUUUGAAGCAGUAUAGUGAUGAGAUUGGGAUGGUGAAGGAGCAGGUUGAUGGGUUGGAGGCACAUUUGCGGAAGAGGGAGGCUGCGCUUCAAGAGCUGCGGGAUCAGAUUGAGGCGGAGAAGGUUGGUGGGAGGUAG